Diversispora eburnea is the source of this 786-nucleotide messenger RNA. The record is from the annotation of a GenBank genome assembly. NCBI's taxonomy places the organism in Eukaryota, Fungi, Glomeromycota, Glomeromycetes, Diversisporales, Diversisporaceae.
AUGGAAGCAUUGCUGUGGAUAAGAGACAAACAUUUUGGUUAUUGUUUAGUAACAUUUGUAUUUGCUAUAAUGGUACUCAGAAAUUUUGAUGAAGGAUUGAAAGCAGCAGGAAAUGUACAUAUUAAAGAAGAACAGAUUGAAGAUAAUACUCCUCUGACACAAAAAAUACCUGAAAAUUCAUCAUCUUCGGUAAAUAAUGACGCAGAAAAAAAUUCAAGUACCGGAUCAAAAAAUAAUAAUUUAAAUAAUUUGGAGAAAACUCAAAAUGACUCAUUAUUAGUAGUAGAUCAAGAUCGAGAAAAGCGAAAAAUAACAAACGAAAAUGGUUCGUCUUCAGAUAAUAUUGUAAAAAUAGAACCUCAAAUAGCAGCUAUUCAUGCUUGGAUUUCAAAAUUACCAAAUUCUGAACCCAUUCUUCCCGUUGUUGAAAAUACCACUACAGAUAAUCCUGAUAGAGGAAUUUUAGAAGAGAAUAAAGAGAUUUCUGGGCCUUCAAAUCCUAAAAAAGCAAAAAAAUCUUUCGUAGAUUGUUUAUUGGAGGGUGAAGAAUUAGAAGAUUAUUAUGUUUCUGAAGAAAUUCUUAUUAAAAAACGAGAGCUUCAAAAUUUACUCGAGUUAUUCGAUCAAAAAGCUCUUGAUGCUCAAAAUGCCUAUGAAGAAUUUAUCAAAGAACUUGAGAAACAUCCCGAUUAUUGUUCUACAGUUGAACCUCCAAAGUUUGAUAAAGAUGUUAUAUAUACAUUGGUAGGAUUGAAUAAUGAAAUCUCUACAAAAAGAUGUAAGUAA